Messenger RNA from Cornus florida, 1986 nucleotides. RefSeq lists its product as uncharacterized. The coding region runs from base 304 to 1878 and encodes 524 amino acids. Lineage: Eukaryota; Viridiplantae; Streptophyta; Magnoliopsida; Cornales; Cornaceae. The transcript is spliced from 4 exons. The record is from RefSeq and is a predicted model, not a curated record.
CCGCACAUGAUCUCUUUGUUUUUUUGUUUUGUUUUUGUUUUUAUUUUUAUUUUUACUUUUAUUUUUAUUUUUACUUUUAUUUUUAUUUUGUGUUAUUCAUUUUAAAUUAUUAUUGUAUGCAAAAAAAAAAUUCAUAGUAUAAAAAUUUAUAUAAACAAAGAGUACUUAAGUCUUCAAGGGGGUUUAUAUGCACUAUAUCCCCCUUGCUACUUCAAGGGAGUUUCUGCAAAUUACCUCUUAUCCUUUCUUUUCCAAAUUGCUACUACAAUUCUAAAGUAUCUCUUAUCUUCUAUAGCUAGGAGUAUGUCAGAGCAGCAGAACAGCGAGCCACAGGCAGUGGAGGUGCCCAAGGGCCGACCCGUCGGCGGCACCGAGUACAGCUGGUGCAAGGCCGUGCCCGGUGGCACCGGCAUAACUGUUCUGGGUCUUCUCCUCUCAAAAACCCCAGACUUGUCAGUUCUCCAAAAUGCCCUCCACAACCUCCAAAUUACCCACCCUAUACUCCGCUCCAAGCUCCACACCGACACCGACACCGACACCGACACCACCACCACCACCACCAACAAUUACAGCAACACAUUCUCCUACAGAUACAUGACACCACCCACCAGCCCUCUAGAUCUCCUCCAAAUCCAAUGGUUCGAUCUUCCAUCGACGGCUCAAGUCCUCCAAACCACUAAAGAGGACGACGACAACUCCUUUGACUCUGAUCCCUUCCACCUGAUCCUCGAACACGAAUUGAAUCGAAACACCUGGAGUAGGAAUAGUACUAGUACUAGUAGUGACGAAACCGACGUGCUCUUUGCCAGCGUGUACGGUCUAAGUGAUGAGAAGUGGGUGGUGGCUCUACGCCUUCAUACGUCGGCGUGUGACCGGACGGCGGCGGUGUGGUUGUUGAGGGAGCUGUUGGAGUUGUUAAUAAUGAGGAUGAGAGGGAAGGGGGAGGGGGAAUCAGGCAGCGGUGGGCUGCAGGAGGAGGUUAUAAGUUUGGGAAUUGAGGAUUAUAUUCCGAGUGGUAAAGCUAAAAAGCCUUUUUGGGCACGAGGAGUGGACAUGUUGGGCUACUCUUUGAAUUCUUUCAGGUUGUCAAAUUUGGACUUUAGAGAUGUCCAUUCCCCAAGAGCUUCCCAGGUGGUCAGGUUGCAGAUAGCGUCACAACACACUCAUGGGAUUCUUUCUGGUUGCAAGUCAAGAGGGAUCAGACUAUGCGGGGCCUUGGCAGCUGCCGGAUUAAUUGCUGCUCGAUCCUCUAAAUACCUUCCUGAUGAUCAGUGGGAGAAGUAUGCAGUUGUGACCCUCAUGGACUGCCGUUCGAUUCUUGACCCAGUUCUUAGCAGCCACCAUCUUGGGUUUUACCAUUCUGCCAUCCUAAACACACAUGACAUAAGAGGAGGUGAAAAUUUCUGGGAGCUGGCAAAGAGAACCUACACAGGCUUUGCGAAUGCUAAGAACAACAACAAGCAUUUCUCAGACAUGGCAGACCUCAAUUUUCUCAUGUGCAAGGCCAUUGACAACCCUGGUUUGACUCCAUCAUCAUCCCUGAGGACUUCCUUCAUCUCUGUGUUUGAGGACCCUGUGAUCGACCAUUCUAGCAAGUCACUGCGAGAGAUCGGACUGGAGGACUACCUUGGGUGCGCUUCGGUUCACGGAGUGGGCCCGUCUAUCGCCAUCUUCGACACGAUACGGGAUGGAGAACUAGACUGUGUCUGUGUGUACCCAUCGCCAUUGCAUUCGAGGAAACAGAUGCAAGAGCUGGUUGAUAAGAUGAAAAGGGUUCUAGUUGAUGUCAGUACUUGUGUGGAGGGUUCUGUCUGUCUCUCUCUUAUGUAUGCAUAUUACGGAGUAUUUUGUCAGCAGUUAGCAGACUUGUUGAUCUGAAAUUAAGGAUCAAUCGAGGGCAGUUCCUUCAAGUAUUUUUGCUGCGACUGGGAGUUGGGACUGUAUAGCAAUUAACACCAUUAAACUGUGUUGUGAGAUUUAUAUGUA